Molecule: messenger RNA, 949 nt
Organism: Pan troglodytes (chimpanzee)
Lineage: Eukaryota; Metazoa; Chordata; Mammalia; Primates; Hominidae
Gene: IFITM1
Product: interferon induced transmembrane protein 1
Exons: 3
Coding region: 413-790 (125 amino acids)
Biological process (GO): response to interferon-alpha; host-mediated suppression of symbiont invasion; response to interferon-beta
Cellular component (GO): plasma membrane
Source: RefSeq, a predicted model, not a curated record
CCCCACAGGCCCUGGAAUCCUCCCCGUGUCUCAACACACUCCCCUCUGGGGAGUCAGUUCUCCCCAGAGUUCCCAUUCCUGGGCCUGGAGGGCUGCUUUGGGGCAGGAAACUUUGGCCACCAGGCCUCUGACCUGCACCAGGAGACACUGGGAGGUUUAGUCCCCAAACCCGCACAGAGCAGGACUGCAGCCUGAGGAAAGAGCAAGGAUUUCAGGAGAGAGGCCUGCGACAAGUGAGCAGGAAAUAGAAACUUAAGAGAAAUACACACUUCUGCGAAACUGAAACGACAGGGGAAAGGAGGUCUCACUGAGCACCGUCCCAGCAUCCGGACACCACAGCGGCCCUUCGCUCCACGCAGAAAACCACACUUCUCCAACCUUCACUCAACACUUCCUUCCCCAAAGCCAGAAGAUGCACAAGGAGGAACAUGAGGUGGCUGUGCUGGGGGCACCCCCCAGCACCAUCCUUCCAAGGUCCACCGUGAUCAACAUCCACAGCGAGACCUCCGUGCCCGACCAUGUCGUCUGGUCCCUGUUCAACACCCUCUUCUUGAACUGGUGCUGUCUGGGCUUCAUAGCAUUCGCCUACUCCGUGAAGUCUAGGGACAGGAAGAUGGUUGGCGACGUGACCGGGGCCCAGGCCUAUGCCUCCACCGCCAAGUGCCUGAACAUCUGGGCCCUGAUUCUGGGCAUCCUCAUGACCAUUGGAUUCAUCCUGUUACUAGUAUUCGGCUCUGUGACAGUCUACCAUAUUAUGUUACAGAUAAUACAGGAAAAACGGGGUUACUAGUAGCCGCCCAUAGCCUGCAACCUUUGCACUCCACUGUGCAAUGCUGGCCCUGCACGCUGGGGCUAUUGGCCCUGCCCCCUUGGUCCUGCCCCUAGAUACAGCAGUUUAUACCCACACACCUGUCUACAGUGUCAUUCAAUAAAGUGCACGUGCUUGUGA